AUGGCAACAACAAAACGAAAACGCACCACUAACCCCGAAGAUACUGACGACCACGACACAACCACCUCUCUUCGAGAAUCCAAACGAUUCGCCUGGCUCAAACCACAAGUGAAAAACGUCUCAAAACACACCAUCAAAUCGAAAUGGUCUUCUCUUCCAGAACCAGCACAGGGGAAAGUUCGGGAACUGUUUAGAUCGUUGGAGAGGCCUGUUAUUGUGCGACAACGUGAUGAGAGGAAGAGGAUUGAAGCGCAGGUAGCGCUAGGAGGGGUUGUGAAGACAUUGGAACGUCGAUUACCGCGCAUGCCCUUCCCACCGCUUACGAAAGAUGCUGUUUUUGAUCAUGAGUCUGUGCUGAAUGAGCAUCGUGUGUUGGAGACUCAAUUAUCGACGACCAGAAACACAGUCGAUCUAUUGAAAAUGGAAAUCGAGCGCGAAGAAGCCCUUUUGGCCAAGGAGCUGAAAUACGUCGAAGAAAUGGAGAAGAAUGCGAAAAAGGCGGAGAUUGAACGGCGACGGCAGAUGAAGAAUGAACACCCUGUUCUACGACAUAUUGAUGUACAGAACUCUACGAGCGAAACAGUAUCGUCCGCGCCGUUUGUGAUUAUUGAUCGUUCCAAGGAUCAGGCUACGCUAUGCGAGAUGGAACCAGAUCGCGAGAUUCAGUCGAUAGUCACGCAACUAAAUGGACAUCUCAACUCGAUGCAAAAUAAUGUCGCGCCCUUUGCUGCAUUGCGAGAGGCUAUUGCCGAGGCACAGGCGGCUUUGGAUUUUUUGCCUCUUCCGGAUUGA
This is a messenger RNA of Talaromyces stipitatus ATCC 10500, 792 nucleotides long. RefSeq lists its product as uncharacterized. Bases 1 to 792 code for a protein of 263 amino acids. NCBI's taxonomy places the organism in Eukaryota, Fungi, Ascomycota, Eurotiomycetes, Eurotiales, Trichocomaceae. The transcript has 5 exons. The record is from RefSeq and is a predicted model, not a curated record.